Molecule: messenger RNA, 3635 nt
Organism: Monascus purpureus
Lineage: Eukaryota; Fungi; Ascomycota; Eurotiomycetes; Eurotiales; Aspergillaceae
Source: the annotation of a GenBank genome assembly
CAAGUGGGAAGAGAAACUCGACUGAUUGCCUAGCGAUUAAUAUGCGACAUAAGUCACAAUGGCUCUGUCUAAUCCAAUUCCUUUUUAUUUUUUAUUUUUAUUUCCCCCUCCCCCUUGGGCUCCCUCUUAUUUGACCGCAUCAUCCUUCUCGUUCGACUGUUUCGGAUAUGGGUUCCUUCGGCGAAUCGAGCAUCAUUAAGCGUUUUUUGAAAUCAGUGGCCAGCUUCCCGAGCAACUUGGCUCUGGUCUGCACACACCAGCCAUGGGGAACUUAUGGACUUGAUAGUGGAAAGUCUCAGGGUGACCCUUACCUUCGAUUGACGUACAAUGGCCUAUACCAAGGAGUACAACGUCUAUCAGCCGCCCUGGCAGGCCAUGGCAUAAAGUCUGGCUCGCCGUUGUUUUUGUUUUGCCCGAACAGAGUGGAAUACGUCCUUUCUACGAUAUCCGCGUACUAUUCUGACCUUGUCCACGUUCCGAUUAGCCCGGAUAGCCUGUCCAACAUUGGAGACGUGGAGCAUAUGCUGACUUUGGUCCGGGAAUAUGAAAAACCCGAAACGGCUGUUGUGAUUGCCAAUGAUGCAGGCGUGGCAGGAGCACUGGACCCUAUCGUCAAGAGGCUUGGAACCGACUGUCUGAAGGUGGUUAUUGAUGGAACACUUGAUGGGUGGAUACCGUUUGAAACUCUGAUGGUGUCAACCUCCAUUGAAAAGCCCUGUCCAUUGUCUGUGCCCAGUGACAGAGAACCCACUGCAAGAUCAGUGUUCUUCACAAGUGGGACGACAUCGCGGCCAAAAGGUUGUCUUACCAAGCCUGGGCGAUGGAUGGAUGCGCUUGAGACAUCCCUCAGCAUUGGUUCUGUAGAGCCUGGGGAGGCCGUGGCAGUGACUGUCCCAAAUAACCACGCUUUCGGUUACAUUUGCUUGAUGUUGCCACUUCUGAGAGGAGCGACUAUUGUGUUUGCAGGAUCCAAGUUUUCCCCACAUCUUGUGCUUGAGACUCUGCGACGUGAAAGAUGUGCCUACGCAGCCAUGGUGCCCUCGAUGGCCCAUAGUCUCUUGCAAACCCAACAAGGCAUGGACUGCCGGCCGGAAUACCUCAAGGGAUUGCUAUUUGCUGGCUCGGUAGUGACACCGGAGACCCUCCGACAAUGUCAGAUAAUGAUGGGUGUUGCAACCAUCGAGAAUUUCUAUGGAAUGACAGAAGGCGUAUUUUGUUGCACUGGACCAAUUGGGAAUGUCAAAUUCAUCACCAGAGAACAUGACGUGUCAAUUGGCAAGCCGGUGACUGGAGCCCAGGUUCGCAUUUGCUACUCUGGAGAAAAAUCUACUGUGCCCACAGGAACCCCAGGAGAAUUGCACUUUUCCGGCUGCACACUGGUUGAAGGUUAUAUGAAAGGCGAAAAUGAAGAUUUUUAUGAAGAUGACGGGCGGAUCUGGUUCGUUACCGGCGAUCGGGCUUACGUCGACUCUGACAAUCGUCUGUUCAUUGUUGGGAGAUACAAGGAUCUGAUUAUCCGAGGAGGAGAGAACCUUUCGCCUGCUAAGAUUGAGGCUGUUCUCGCUGAGGUUCCUGAUCUCAGAGCCCUUGAGCCUCAGGUUGUUGCGGCCCCUGACCCCAUUGCAGGGGAGGUACCUGUUACUGUCAUUCGGGGCACCGCUGAUGAGCUUCUCAUUAAGAAGCUGCAGGCAGUCAUCCGCUCGCAGCUCGGAAACAUCUAUGUGCCCCGCGAGAUUCUUCCCGUCAAGGCAUUAGGUUUGGAUGAUUAUCCUCGUACGGGCAUAGGAAAGAUCCAGAAGGUUAAACUGGCUGAAAAGGUUGCCCAGCUUUACCGAUCUCGAAAACAAGCAGACGAGGAUGACACAGAACUGAACUCGUCAAGCCUAGAGAAGACAGUGGUUGGAACCUGGGCGCGUGUGCUAGGUCUUCAACCUGACCAGAUCGAUAUCAACUCCUCUAUCUCACGAUGGGCGGAUAGCCUAGUCCAGUUGGGCGCGCGAGACAAAAUCCGAAAGGCAACUGGACGGCGCGUCCCACUGUCUAAAUGGCUCUCUGUCGAUUGUAUUGCAGAUCAGAUCCACUUGCUCAAACAAGUUCCCGCGGACGUGCCUCAGUCGGUGCGCAAACCUGUCCUGAACUAUCGCGAAGGACCCCCAGAUGUCCAUGAGAUCGUUCAUGUAAACGCCGAGCCUGAGGCGCUGGAUACCACCAAAGCCGCAAUCGGGAGCGUGAUUGCAGGAUUUGGGCUCUCCUGGGACAGUGUCCAAGAUGUCGCUCCUUGUACGGAUUUUAUUCAAAUACUUAGUAAACAUCGGGUUAUCGACACCUGGAAGUUGUGCACCUCGAUCCAAACCCAUAAUGCUGAUGUGAAGCAAUUGAGAUCAGCCCUCGAAGUGGCUUUAUUCAAUAACCCUUUGGUUCUCUCCUUCCUUGUCGGUGAUGAUUCACUCCUGGGGCCAGAGCUUGGACUCUAUGUGACGAUGCGGCAGACACGGGAGAUCCUUGACAAGUGCAUCAUGGACUAUGGAACCGUAGAUACAGUCGAAGACGUUCGGAAAAUUGCCAGGCACUACCCAUUCAAGGAUCAUUCUAUGCUUCCAGGCCCACUUUUUCGUGCACUUAUAGUAUUUGUUCGCGAGACCAAGUCAGCGGCGGCCAUCAUGAACAUUUCGCAUUAUGUAGUCGACGCGACGUACUUCGGAUUUUUCACUGAAGACAUUGAUCGCGCCCUCGACGGUCGACCUUUGAAUGCCUAUGUACCGUUCAAGACCUGGGCUGACUCUUACUACACCCUUCGCACAUCUCCAAUGGCCAGACUAGCAGUGAAGUACCAUGUUUCUCAUCUGAAGAGUCUUCGAGAUCAUAAAAAUGUUCUCUGGCCGCAUCCCGCUGACCAGUCAACUAUGCCCCCUGAACACGCGGAUAUGAACGGUUAUACGAUCACGUAUUCAGCGCCCGAUUUCCUGCGUCUGCGCGACAAAUAUCCAGGGCUCUCAUCUCCGAUCAUAUUGAAAGCAGCGCUGGCUCUUUUUGUAGUCUAUAACACAAACCACACACACGCUCUAUUCCUCAAUCUUGAGGCGAACCGGACCCGUUUCCCCUUUAUUCCCGAAUCCUAUUCCGCUCUUGGAGAUUUCGAGGACUUUCCUGUAUCGGGGGCUACCUUCACGGGUGUCUUGAAUCUCAUUCCCUAUCAGCCCAAUGAGAACGCCAUUGAGUAUCUUUCACGGGUGAAGGAGUAUCAGGUCAAUUUGACAAAACAUGCCUGCGUUCCCUGGCACGAGGUCUUCCGCGAGCUAGACUGCUCCGCCGAAGAAGUCUUGCCAGCAGUCGCGGAAUCACUCAUUUUCAACUGGAUGCCUGGCUUGGGUGAAGCAGCAUCCGGCCAGAAUUUGCAUUCGAAUAUCAAUAUGUCUGAAGUAUAUUUUCAACCCAGACUGAUGAUGUCGGUUAAUGCUGGGGCAUUUGGACCUGAUGGGAGCGAAAUCGCUGUUCUUCUCCACGGUGUCCUGCCGAACAUGUCAACAGCAUGGGCCAAUAGCACUGCGGAGCAGAUCAAGAAGAUUUCGUUGUGGCUGGCGGCUCCAGAGUCAUGGAGCAAGCCAGUGGAACGAUUUACUGAGUGUUUGGAGUGA